Messenger RNA from Patiria miniata (bat star), 2600 nucleotides. Its product is annotated as isatin hydrolase-like. Gene Ontology annotation, molecular function: arylformamidase activity. The record is from RefSeq and is a predicted model, not a curated record. Bases 18 to 986 code for a protein of 322 amino acids. NCBI's taxonomy places the organism in Eukaryota, Metazoa, Echinodermata, Asteroidea, Valvatida, Asterinidae. The transcript is spliced from 3 exons.
CGUACGCAUUGAAUCCAAUGAUAGGGUUUGACCUAAUCAGUGAAUUGAACGACGUCCGUACCACAGUUGAUUACAGGUUAAAAGCGACUCCUCCCGCUACCGAUAUGUCCCUACGAGCUCAAGUGUUAGUUUCAGUCCUUAUCCUACACGUCAUGAUGACGUCAGCUCUGGAUAAGGGUGAAAUCCUGGACAUGUCCUAUCCGUUUGGUGAAUCCACCUUGUAUUGGCCGGGCGAAGCAUCUUUCGAAUUGGACAUAAGGGUACGUGGACCAUCGGGUGUACUACCUUGGUACGAGGCCAACGCAUUCUCAAGCCCAGAACAUGGCGGGACUCACAUUGACGCCCCGUCCCACUUCUCCGAAGGCAAGCAACGCGUGGACGAUAUACCAGUCAACAAGUUGGUAGGCCCGGCCAUUCGAAUCGACAUAACCGACAAAGCUAAGGCAAACAGGGAUUAUGAAAUGACAUCCCAGGAUCUGCACGACUGGGAAGCGGCCCAUGGAGAGAUUCCAGUCGACUCCUUGCUCUUCGUCUACACCGGUUGGGGUGCUUUCUACCCGGAUCGCCUGGCCUACUUUGGAUCCGCACGAAACGACACCUAUCUGAAUGAGCGCAAUGAAUCUGUGCUUCACUUCCCUGGCGUGGCGCCUGAAGCAGCCAGCUGGUUGGUUGGCAAUCGUAAGAUUGCGGGUCUUGGGAUCGACACACCAUCCAUUGACUAUGGACAAUCCACCCAAUUUAUGACCCAUCAGAUUUUGUUGGGAGCUAACAUCUACGGACUUGAGAACGUGGCUAACGUGGAUAAACUGCCGAACACAGGAGCUACGGUGUACUCACUCCCAAUAACGAUUGAGGAUGGGAGUGGCGCACCCGCCCGUAUUAUCGCAGUGUUGGAUGAGGAUGGCGAAGGCUCAGUGACCGCGUCUCCCCCAAAAUCCCUGUUAGUUACGUUGCUCGGAUUCGCUUUGUUCGUUGUUGAUUUCUGAAAAAGUUAUUUUACUUUUGAUUUGCCGAAAGUGCCAGUGAUGCAUAUUAUUUACAUUAGCACACAAUGAUGUAUUCAUGUCUUUUCUUUUCUUUGUUCAUUAUGACGUCACGCCGACAGGCAAAACCGCCAGGCAUCCUAACAAUAGAAGCAUGUUUUGCAUUUCUUUUGGCCCACAUAACAAAAUAUAAUGUCUACAUUGUAAAACCCUUCACAUUUCAAGAGAUAUACAUGUACAUGCAGUGCAGAAGACAACCAUCUGCCGAAAAUAUCCAAGUGUCCCGUAAUAUUUGAGUCUGUUGGGUCAAGCCUAAAGUUCAUAUCCACCACAGUGACGCGUAUAAAAGGUCAUCUGGUUUUCGUUAUUGGUAUGUACAAGUGCAUAAAAUGUCAAUCUCUCGGAUCUCGGGCUAAAGCCAGGGUUUGGCGUGAUGAUACCAUAAUAGCUCUUCGUUUUGUAUAGUGCAUAAUCGGCAAUCGGGUAAGGUUCAGGGCAAGGUCAGCGAUGAAUGAAAAACGCGAGCUUUCUAAAGAGGGCAACCCCCCCCCCCGUUAAAAAUGAGACAUAAUUACUUCGGUUGAAGAGCAUUUGGCAACAAAUUUAGACUAUACAUUGUGUUGAAAUUGAUUAGUAAAAUAUAUACCUAUCUUUUAAUCUUAAUUAAACAAUAUCGUCAUCUGUUUUGUUACUUUCCCGCAAACGCCAUGGUUAUACUCAGCAGAUAUGCAUACAUGAGUGCAUUUGGUGGCAGGCUGAGGCAUGUUUAAAUUUUAAACUUCAUAUAGUCUACGCUGUAAAAAUUCACUGCGCAUGCACUUGUGGACUAGCGGAUAUUUGUCCCCGAAUCUUUGUCCCAGAAUCAUGAACACCAGAGGCACUAAUUAGCACAAAGUCAUAGUUACUAUAGCACAUACUGACUAGCACGUCUUUGUCCCAGAAUCAUGAACACCCGGGGCUCUAUUAAUUAGCACAUGUUUACUAUAGCACAUACUGACUAGCACGUCAUUGUCCCAGAAUCAUGAACACCUGAGGCUCUAUUAGCACAUGUUUACUAUAGCACAUACUGACUAGCACAUCUUUGUCCCAGAAUCAUGAACACCUGAGGCACUAUUUUAUGCACCUCAGGUGCAAGUUGACUCGACUAGCACAUACUGACUAGCACAUAAUAAAAUCGCGAAUACUUGAGGCACUCCCAUCACUUCACGUACAUUAAACGCUGACGCAGUGACAUGCACCUAAGGAGACAGUUUGAAGAAAGAUCAAGCGCCCGGCCGUGCUUGCGAUGUGCACGGACCACUUGAGGUACUACUUGAUGCUUCCAUUCAAAUGAAGAUUAAUCGGAUGGCAAAUUGCAUUGGCUGGAUUUCGCGUGACCUUUGACCUGAGCGUCAUCACGGUCAUGACUCUGCAAGGUUUGAAAUGGCCGUUAAGACGGAGUCAUUUACUCUUUCAUUCCAGUUUAGAGAUAUUUUUUUUUUCGUUGAAAAGCGUAAUAAUGAAGGAAAUUCUGUAAAACUUAUCUUUUAUGUUGUAAAUGUACAACUUCCCAUCACUUGCUCAUGCUCCGUUUUGAAUCACGAACGGUCGGAUCAUGGUCGGAUUGCAUUAUGCGAC